UCCUCAUUGAAAUUUAAUUCAGUCAGCAUAUCUAAAAACAAGUCACUGAUAAUAUUUAAUUCAUCGAAAAAGUAUAUACCAUUUUUGAUAAAAUGAGCAGUAAAAUUAGUAAGUCCAAAUCGACAUCAUCUAAGCCUGUGGCAUCAUCGGCGAAAACUAAUAAAAAUGCUUCAGGCGAGUGUCAAGUUUUCACUUGCCAGUUUGAAGUAUUUGGUCAUGUACAGGGUGUAUUUUUCCGGAAGCACACCCAAAAAAAGGCCAACGAGCUGGGAAUUACUGGCUGGUGCAUGAACACAACUCAGGGAACAGUAAAAGGAAUGCUAGAAGGAUCUUUGGACCAAUUGACUGACAUGAAAUAUUGGCUGCAGCACAAAGGAAGUCCUCGUUCUGUUAUUGAAAAAGCAGUUUUCUCCGAAAAUGAAUCCUUGCCCAUCAACAAUUUUAAACUCUUUUCGAUUCGUCGCUAAGCUUCAACAUUAUUUCCAAAUUCCGUAAUUAGUUUUGUCAAGUUGAAACAAUAUUAUUUUUAUCCUUCUAUUACCAAUUGUCAGGCCAUGAGACUAAAACGUGACGAUGGCUGAGAACACGAAAUAAAAAUUUAGUUCUGGCUCCCAA
Messenger RNA from Drosophila ficusphila, 615 nucleotides. Its product is annotated as acylphosphatase-2. The record is from RefSeq and is a predicted model, not a curated record. Gene Ontology annotation, molecular function: acylphosphatase activity. NCBI's taxonomy places the organism in Eukaryota, Metazoa, Arthropoda, Insecta, Diptera, Drosophilidae. The coding region runs from base 93 to 467 and encodes 124 amino acids. The transcript is spliced from 4 exons.